AGCGAAAGCAGCGAAGCGAGACAAAAUGCAACCCUCAGUGGUUCCCUGGAGCUGACAGCUGCUACCCCACAUCGUGAAGAUGAGCGUCGGACACGCGCACAGGGAGAGCGUGUGAGAUGUAUGUAUUUCUACCCUUAAAUGAACAACAAUGUCAAUAUCUCAAGCCUCCCUCCGUAGCCAGUUAGUUCUCAUUUGUAUUGCUUCCAAAAUCUCUCUGUGGGGGGUAUGUGCGUUGUUCAGUACAACUAGUUUUGGUGCAGCUGUUCAUUUGAUUUUGCUGGCUGGCUGGCUGGCGAGCUUCGCAGUCGCAGCUCCAAUCCAAAAAUAUGGAGGCGAUCACUGCUUCCUUAGAGAGGUCUCUUCAAAACUGUUCUUUAAACAAUGAUAACCACCAGAGCAGGAGGGAAAACGGGUCAGCCGCAGAUGCAGCAGUGCCACCAGGCUUAGGAAUCUCAUCCACCUCGGACCAUGUCCCGGACACGGAUAAUAAUCAUAACUCUAACUCCGACACCACCUUAGAGCUCAACUCUCACAUCUCACUCCCUUAUCACUGGGAACAAUGCCUAGAUUUAAAGACGGGGGAAAUUUAUUACAUUAACUGGAGGAACGGAAUGAAAGCAAAGGAGGAUCCAAGAGCAGCAAUGGCAGAGUAUAGUGUAAGUAGGGAUUGUGAAUCCGAAGAAGAGAGCUGGUACGACAGCGAAGAGUCUUCAUCGGAGUCAUGUCCUUCUUCAUCGAAGGAGAACUAUCAGGGUUCGUUGGAGAAACAGAAUGUUUUGGUGGUGGCUGGGUGCAAGGGCUGUCUCAUGUAUUUCAUGGUGCCCAAGCAGGUUGAAGACUGCCCCAAAUGUAGUGGUCAACUCCUCCACUUCGAUCGAUCCGAAAAUGGCUCUCCAUGAUUUCCACUUCUCUUUUUUGUUCCAAUUCCACCCUUCCCCCUCUCAGUGUCUUUUUUCUCUCCUCUUCUCAGUGUGAAACUAUAGUUCUUUCUCUUUUUUGUUUAUUAUUUUUAGAUGAAAUUUUCAAUCUUUUCAACUAAGAGACCCUUUCUGCA
Messenger RNA from Vigna angularis (adzuki bean), 1054 nucleotides. Its product is annotated as protein CURLY FLAG LEAF 1. The record is from RefSeq and is a predicted model, not a curated record. Bases 327 to 899 code for a protein of 190 amino acids. The transcript has 3 exons. Lineage: Eukaryota; Viridiplantae; Streptophyta; Magnoliopsida; Fabales; Fabaceae. Gene Ontology annotation, molecular function: protein binding.